This is a messenger RNA of Glossina fuscipes, 731 nucleotides long. RefSeq names its product RING-box protein 1A (gene Roc1a). Lineage: Eukaryota; Metazoa; Arthropoda; Insecta; Diptera; Glossinidae. Gene Ontology annotation, molecular function: cullin family protein binding; zinc ion binding; ubiquitin protein ligase activity. Gene Ontology annotation, biological process: protein ubiquitination; ubiquitin-dependent protein catabolic process. The record is from RefSeq and is a predicted model, not a curated record. The transcript is spliced from 3 exons. Gene Ontology annotation, cellular component: cullin-RING ubiquitin ligase complex; nucleus. The coding region runs from base 129 to 455 and encodes 108 amino acids.
UAUCAUUAAUCGGUUAACACUAGCUUUACUCUUUGUGGUAAAGAAUAAGGAAUUGGGAAACUGAGCUAAAAUCUAAACAAAUACAAGUCGUUCAGUUUUGUAUAUUGAAAGAUUCAUUUAUUUAAAAAAUGGAAGUAGAUGAAGAGGAAUUUGAGAUGCCCUCAUCCAGCAGCAAAGGCGAGAAGAAACGUUUCGAAGUGAAAAAGUGGAAUGCCGUCGCUUUAUGGGCUUGGGAUAUUGUUGUCGACAACUGUGCUAUUUGCCGUAACCACAUCAUGGAUUUAUGCAUAGAAUGUCAAGCUAAUCAAGCUUCAGCUACUAGUGAAGAGUGCACUGUCGCUUGGGGCGUUUGUAAUCAUGCUUUUCAUUUCCAUUGCAUUUCCCGCUGGUUGAAAACACGUCAAGUAUGCCCCUUGGAUAAUAGAGAAUGGGAUUUCCAAAAAUAUGGGCAUUAGUAGAUAAACGGAAGCUGUUUAAUUAUAGUACUUGUAAGAAUGUUUCUUCUUUUUUUUCAUUCUUUUUAUAUUUUGUUUUUUUUUUUCUAAGAAAAAUUACGCAUCUUUCAUAAUUAAAUUCAAAUACUAAGUACAUCAAAUGUAAAAAAUGAUCCUAUUUAAAUGGAGUUACAUUCACUCAGAAAAGCAAAACUUUUUAACCCAAGUCAUGUAUAAAGAAAAGUUUUAACGAAACAGGUUUAUUAAAGGAAAGUAGACAAACCCAUACAAAAAAAA